This is a messenger RNA of Myripristis murdjan (pinecone soldierfish), 2439 nucleotides long. It is a transcript of the gene trmt1, whose product is annotated as tRNA methyltransferase 1. Gene Ontology annotation, molecular function: RNA binding; tRNA (guanine) methyltransferase activity; metal ion binding. The transcript has 16 exons. The record is from RefSeq and is a predicted model, not a curated record. Gene Ontology annotation, cellular component: nucleus. Bases 226 to 2199 code for a protein of 657 amino acids. Lineage: Eukaryota; Metazoa; Chordata; Actinopteri; Holocentriformes; Holocentridae. Gene Ontology annotation, biological process: tRNA N2-guanine methylation.
CACACACGCACGCACACACACACACAAAACACCACCACCACCACCACCACCCCUCUUCAAAUUCACCCAAACCGAAUUCAGACCCCCCUGGACGGGCACCAUCACCGACCCGCUCACGCCGGCUGACCGCGGCCGACCCGCCUCACCGACCGAGCCCUUGUCCUCGGUGACCCGCCGUGUUCAACUCACCCCCUCGCUGUAUUCCGCCGGAGGAGGUUUCCACUUAUGCUGGUGCAGACAGCCCGGCUGCUCCCCCUCAUCGGCUCCCAUCACCUUUACCGUUCCAGCGGCUGCGCUGCCAGGAGGAGGCUUCGCUCGAUCCUCAGCGGUGCUGCUGCCGACAGGGGACUGAGAUCCAUGGAGUCCCACCGAGCCGCUCAGGACCCCCAGCUUCCCGGCGCCAAGCCUGCGCCACCACCACCAGAAAAAAGUGAAAACGUGACGGCCACGGACUCAGAGAAGCCGCCGCAAACGGGGCUGUUGCCCGGGGAGACGGUGGUCAGGGAGGGCAAGGCGUCCAUCUUGUUCCCCAGUGCCAAUGAAGUGUUCUACAACCCGGUGCAGGAGUUUAACAGAGAUCUGACAUGUGCGGUGAUCACGGAGUUCGCCCGAGAUCAGCUGGCUCAGAGGGGGCUGAAGGUGCUGGUGCCCGGCGAGACGGAGAGAGUCGUGGUUUCUCUGGCGGAGGAGAAGAACGAGGCCGACGCACAGACGGAGGAGAAGAAAAACGGCGGCGAGGAGCCCGCAGUGACCACAACAGUGGGGGAGAAGUGCGAGAACGGCCUGCGCGUGCUGGAGGCGCUGGCGGCGUCGGGCUUGCGUUCGGUGCGUUUCGCCCUGGAAGUCCCGGGCCUCCAGAGCAUCACCGCCAAUGACUUCUCCACCCAGGCAGCCGCGCUCAUUUCCAGGAACGCCCAGUACAACGAGGUCAGCCACCUGCUGCAGGUGAGCUGCAGGGACGCCAGUAUGCUGAUGUAUGAGAUGCGAGGGAAGAAGAAUCGCUAUGAUGUCAUUGACCUGGACCCCUACGGUAGCCCCGCCCCUUUCCUGGACGCCGCCGUGCAGGCCAUCAGUGAGGGAGGCCUGCUGUGUAUAACAUGUACAGACAUGGCGGUGAUGGCGGGUAACAGUGGAGAGACCUGCUACAGCAAAUACGGCUCCGUCUCCAUCAAGGCCAGAUACUGCCAUGAGAUGGCUCUUCGUAUCAUCCUCCACAGUUUGGACCAGAGGGCGGCGGUGUACCAGCGCUACAUUCAGCCCCUCCUGUCCGUCAGCGUCGACUUUUACAUCCGCGUCUUCGUCCGAGUCUUCACGGGACAGGCCGUGGUCAAAAACUCAGCCAGCAAACAGGCUCUGGUCUACAACUGUGUCGGCUGUGGCUCGUUCCACUUACAGAGAAUGGGCAAGAGAACGGCUCAUGGAAAACAGAUGAAGUACUCGGCUGCCACCGGGCCGCCUGUCGGACCGGAGUGUGAACACUGCGGACAGAGACAUCAGCUGGGUGGUCCCAUCUGGGCGGAGCCUCUUCACGACACGGCGUUCGUCCAGAGGGUUUUGUCGGCCGUGUCGGGGAAUCCGUCCCGCUUUGGAACGUCCAAACGCAUCGAGGGCGUCCUCAGCAUGGUCACCGAGGAGUUAGAGGACGCACCUCUCUACUACACUGUGGAUAAUCUGAGCAGCACCAUCCACUGCAACACACCACAGCUGCUCCAGUUCAGGUCGGCUCUCCUCCACGCGGGUCACAGGGUCUCCCUCUCUCACGCCUGUAAGAACGCCAUCAAGACGGACGCGCCUCCUUCAGUCAUCUGGGACAUAAUGCGCUGCUGGGAGAAGGCCAAUCCUGUGAAGAGGGAGAAGCUGUCGGAGACCAGCCCGGCCUUCAAGAUCCUCUCCACCGAGCCCAGCCUGCAGGCGUGUUUCACUGUACGGGAGGACGCCAACCCUCAGUCCCGUAAACGCCACCUGACCCGCUUUCAGGAGAAUCCGCAGGCCUUCUGGGGGCCAAAGGCUCGUGCAAAGGCCGGCGGUGGAAUCUCCGGCGACCUGCAGGACAGGAGGAAGCAGUUCCAGAACAAGAGGAAGAACCAGACCACGGACUCCUCCGAGCUGAAGAAGUUCCCCUGCAAGAGGUUUAAAAAGGGCACGUGCACCCACGGAGACGACUGCUGCUACUCCCAUGACGCCGAGAAAACGGAGUGAUUCUCAUUCUUUUAUUUUAUUUUUUUGUUUUUUAACUGUUUCAUCAGCCUUUUUGUUUUUAUUCCUUAUUUUUUUAGGGAGUUUGAAUGCAGGUUCUGUGCAUUCUGGACAUGUUCGGACAGGGACGCAACUCAUGAACUGUGCAAGAAAUAUACGUAUGCAUAAGGCUGUUUUGUGCCGCGGCCUUCUGUUUUAGUUUGUUUGACUGUUUUGGCAGUCCAAUAAAGUCCUUACCCCAAC